Messenger RNA from Mycotypha africana, 408 nucleotides. RefSeq names its product 40S ribosomal protein S19-A. Gene Ontology annotation, cellular component: ribosome; cytosolic small ribosomal subunit. The record is from RefSeq and is a predicted model, not a curated record. Gene Ontology annotation, molecular function: RNA binding; structural constituent of ribosome. Bases 22 to 381 code for a protein of 119 amino acids. The transcript is spliced from 3 exons. NCBI's taxonomy places the organism in Eukaryota, Fungi, Mucoromycota, Mucoromycetes, Mucorales, Mycotyphaceae. Gene Ontology annotation, biological process: ribosomal small subunit assembly; translation.
UCUCUUUCGAAUUUAAUCAAAAUGGCUGGUAUCACUGUCAAGGACGUUAACCCUCACGCCUUCAUUAAGGCCUAUGCUGCCUACCUCAAGCGUACCGGUAAGCUUGAAGUCCCCAAGUGGGUUGAUAUUGUCAAGACCGGUACCUUCAAGGAACUCGCUCCUUAUGAUCCCGAUUGGUACUACGUCCGUGCCGCUUCCGUUGCUCGUCACAUCUACAUCCGUAAGUCCGUCGGUGUUGGUGCUUUGAACAAGGUUCACGGUGGUACCGUCAACCGUGGUUCUCGUCCCUCUCACCACGUUAACGCCUCUGGUUCCGUUAACCGUAAGGUCCUUCAAUCCUUGGAAAAGAUCGGUGUCCUUGAAAAGGAUAAGAAGGGGUAAGGAUAUUGAUAGAAGAAAACAUAUUGA